AUACCCUUUACUUUCCAAUUAUCAAUCCAGCUAUUGCGUAUUUUCAGAUAUGCAUAGACUUAGGUUUAUGGAGUUGUUCUUUUGUUUUAGGACAAACUUCAAGACACAUUUAAAAACGGAUAACUCAUAAUAAACAAGUGGUUUUGAGAGUUGUUGAACAAAACAAAUGACGCACAUGCGGAAGAAGAAGUAUAUCCCUUAGAAAAGUAUGGAUUCUGCUGACCAAAGUGACCCAAUCAAUCGAAAAGACAGCCAUAAAGGGCAGCAACAACGAUUGCCAUGCGACAAUGAUAGCAAAGAAGGAGCAUCCAGUCGGCUGCAAAGUGAGGACCAACAAGUUUCAGCCCUUAAUGAAUCCAUCGCAGCGCUUUUGCAAGGGAGUUCCCAAGCAGAGGCCUUUGAUUGUAUACAUGCUGCAUUGGACAUUGACUUGGAGGAUGUAAUUCUGACUGAGACACUUAGAGAAAACCUCCAAAAAGUGACUGAUAAGCAUAUUCCGAGUGAUGAAGUGCCGGGACGCCGACAGCCUGGACCUUUACAUUUUGAGGAACAAAUUUCUGAUGCACCAGGAAAACGUGGACCAAACACGACUGCUGCAAAGGGUUCUGAUCGCACCAAGCUUGCAAAAUUAUUGCUGGAAUAUAUAAACAAAAUUGGGGGCAUUGCAAAAGUAAAAAUGGACUAUUACAUUACUCUGCUAAUUAACAACAGUGAUGAAGAGAUGCAACAACAGGUUGACAAUGACCUGUCCAGUUGGAAAAAUGUGCAAAUUGAAAUUGCAAUAGCAGGGGAAAGUGGAUCUGGAAAAUCGUCUUUCAUCAACGCCGUUCUCGGUUUAACAGCAGACGACGAAGGAGCUGCGGCGGUUGGAUGUACUGAAACUACAAUGGAAGUGACGAAAUAUGUUCAUCCAGAGACACAAAAUAUCGCAUUUUAUGAUUUGCCAGGUAUUGGUACUCCAAAAUUUCCAAAAGACAACUAUAUUGAACUUGUCAACUUAGACAAGUACGAUUUCUUUUUACUACUUUCACAACAAAGAUUUAAGGAAAACGAUAUGUGGUUUGCCAAUGAAAUAGAGAAAAGAAACAAAAAGUUUUUCUUUGUAAGAACGCACAUACAUAAAGACAUGCUGGCAAGCAAACAGUCACACCCCAGAUCGCACAACAGGCGGAAGGUCAUUGAAGAAAUAAGGGAAAACAUAAGGAAACACCUUCUAGAUGGCGGAAUACAUUUGAAAAAUGUAUAUAUAGCUCUUAUUGAUAAUUACGAGAGGCAAGAUUACGAUUUUGAAGAAUUGUUACUUAAGCUCGUAGAAAAGGCCCCAGAACUGAAAAAAGAAGCGCUCAUCUAUUCCUUAUCUGAACGUUCUCGUGGAAUUAUUCAGAUGAAAGCAAAAUUUCUCAAAGGCCGAAUGGGGGGAAUAGCUAUUUAUGCAUCUCUUUUUUCUUUAAUGUCACAUGAAAAUCGAGAAGAAGUGAUGAAACUUAUGUUCCAUGAAUGUAGUUUGUAUCAGCAACAGUUAGGGAUUAACACAGCAAGCUUGGAAAUUGAUGCACUUCAACUGAAAGUUGACAAAGAUGAGAUAGUAAAAGAAAUUAAAAUGUCUUCAUACACAGAACACGAUUUGGAAAGUAUAUUUUCAAAAGAAUGGAAGUCAGUCCCUGCUUUAAUCAAACGUAUUCCCAUUGUUUGCAGCAUCACUUGCGCCAUUCGUACAUACACAACUUGUGUUGCCUGUUUGAAAAGUGUGUUAGAGUUGUGUGAAAAAGAUGCACUGGCAUUAAAUGCAUAUCGGCUUUCCACUGGAUUUAAAUAACUGACAAGUACAUAAUUGGCAUUGAGAAAUGUGAAGUGAAUGAUCAUCCGGACACGUUUACAACAGUCACCUGUUUAAACCGGGCACGCCUAUCGUAUUAAUUUAACUGCAUAUGUACGAUAACAAUCAAAUUUCUGCAUUGUUAUAACGAUGCAAUACGUUAAAAUGUUAACAUAAUAUUAUAAGACAGAAGUAAACAAAGUACGGUUUUGCAUGUAAGAAUAUAUUGUAUAUAAUGAUGAAGUGAUCACGUAGUGACGACUUUAUAUCCGUCAUUUUGACGAGUUAAAACACGACAUGAAGCAGUUGUGUCGACGCAUCCAUAUAUGCUUUAAAAUUGUUUUCAUUUUAUCCUAUGUAUAAAUAAUGAAGGCAUAAUAUGUUUUUAGAAGUGUAAUUUGUUUUGUCAUCCAAUCCAUAAACAUUUCCAGGUUUUGGACAAACUGCACAUUUAACUAUAUUUAAUUGUUUCUCGAUUGCAUCGAGCUUUAAAUGCAAUUCAGUUAUGUUAAGAAAUCUUAAACGUGGAGUGUGUUUAUAUUUUAUUAAGUGCAAAUCGUUUAUUAAAAAACUUUGAUAAAAAUAUUUAUUUUACACCGGAAUAUAUGGUUGUGUUGAAAAAAACAGUCGUGCAUUUUAAUAGAACCAUAUAACGUCAGCAAUAAAACUAAAUCUACUACGCAUAUGCUGGCAGGAAAGAAAAGUUGCAGACGCUAGUUGGUGAGUUUGACAAAAUGCGUAUUGACAUGUGGAGUUGUAACAAAUUGAAUUCCUUGCGUAGGUUUGAAUUAUAAUGUUAGUGAUAGUUGUUCAGUCAUUAUUUACCACAGUUGUUAUAAGAUGUAGAAUAUUGGUUCUUCUUUGCAUGAUUAACAAAAUAAAGGCAAACAAAUA
Mya arenaria is the source of this 2710-nucleotide messenger RNA. Its product is annotated as T-cell-specific guanine nucleotide triphosphate-binding protein 2-like. Gene Ontology annotation, molecular function: GTPase activity; GTP binding. Gene Ontology annotation, cellular component: membrane. The record is from RefSeq and is a predicted model, not a curated record. NCBI's taxonomy places the organism in Eukaryota, Metazoa, Mollusca, Bivalvia, Myida, Myidae. The transcript has 9 exons. Bases 209 to 1816 code for a protein of 535 amino acids.